AUUUGCAUCUCGAUAUCAGUGCAAAUUCGGCUAUCAGAACUCGUGUAUCCUAACGCAGACGCAGCGCAAACGUACGCAACUUCAGUUACGGUUAUAUUUACAGAAACAGCUUAUCGCCAAAUUUUGAAAAGCAUGAAGGUCCUCGUGGUCCUGUGCGCUCUUGUAGCAGUUGCCUCUGCCGGUUAUAUACGCAGCGGUUGGGGCGGCGGCUCCAGCGGCUGGGGUGGCUACGGCGGUGGCGGUUAUGGGAGCGGUGGUUAUGGUAGUGGUGGAUAUAGCGGCGGUGGCUGGUCCGGCGGCUAUUCAUCACCGAAAGUCAUCAAAGUGAUUACCCUUGGAAGCAGCAGCGGCGGUUAUGGUGGUUAUGGCGGUGGUGGCUAUGGCGGCAGCGGCUGGAGUGGUGGUCACGGUAGCGGCGGCUGGGGUGGCAACAGUGGUUGGGGCGGCAGUGGCUGGAAUAGCGGCUAUGGCGGCGGCAGCGGUUGGUGGAAGAUGCGCGCUUUCGUCAUUGUAUUGUUGUUGGCCUUGGUCGCCUUAGCCGUGGCAGGCGGUGGCGGCUGGCAAGGAGGCGGUGGUGGUGGUGGUAGAGGCGGCGGCGGUGGAUACGGUGGUGGCAGCAAAGGCGGUUAUGGUGGCGGUGGAGGUUACAGUGGCGGCGGUGGUGGUGGUUAUGGUGGUGGCAAACGAGGCGGCGGCGGUGGUGGCAGCUAUGGUGGAGGCGGUGGUUUUGGCGGUAAAGGUGGUGGUGGAGGAGGCUGGCAAUCCGGUGGUGGUUCAGGCGGUUAUGGUGGCGGCAAAGGAGGUGGUGGCGGCGGUGGCUACGGUGGUGGUGGUCAUGGUGGCGGCGGCGGUGGAUAUGGUGGUGGUGGUGGUGGCGGUAAAAAGUGGUAAGUCAUCACUCGGCCACAUCAAACAUCAACGGUAUACAGAACUGGAUUUGCUUCAAGGAUAUAUGCUCUGCCUCAACCAACUGGACUCUUUCGCUCGUCUUGAAAAAGGAAGAAAAAAAAACAUAAAAUUAAAACUUUGCUAGAACAUUUGCUUUCGACUCACAUAACUAUGCUGGUUUAUAACUUUAUAAUAAAGUAAAAAAUUAUAAAUAUAAAAUGGCAUUUUAAAGAACAAA
This is a messenger RNA of Zeugodacus cucurbitae (melon fly), 1126 nucleotides long. RefSeq lists its product as uncharacterized. The record is from RefSeq and is a predicted model, not a curated record. Lineage: Eukaryota; Metazoa; Arthropoda; Insecta; Diptera; Tephritidae. The transcript is spliced from 2 exons. Bases 133 to 891 code for a protein of 252 amino acids.